Molecule: messenger RNA, 4518 nt
Organism: Cololabis saira (Pacific saury)
Lineage: Eukaryota; Metazoa; Chordata; Actinopteri; Beloniformes; Belonidae
Gene: raph1a
Product: Ras association (RalGDS/AF-6) and pleckstrin homology domains 1a
Biological process (GO): signal transduction
Cellular component (GO): plasma membrane; cytosol
Source: RefSeq, a predicted model, not a curated record
UGGGGGAAUCGGCACGAUCUGGGAUUUAUCUGGGAAAAGCGCCCUCGGUAGAAAAAACCGGGUCGAAACCGGCCGAAGCCCCGGCGGGACUGCGAGCGUCAGCACCGUGGACUCCACCGCGGUUUUCUCCCCACAACAGGCGACUGAAUCCGUCCACUCUGAGCUGCGCUGAGCUGUCGGCAAACGAAGAUGGAUCAGCUGUCAGACGAGGAGGUGGAGGUCAGGGGGGAGGAGGAUGAGGAAGAGGAGGACAGUGAUAAGGAGGACCAGGACCUGGAUAAGAUGUUCGGGGCCUGGUUGGGAGAGCUGGAUAAACUCACACAGAGCUUGGAUGACGGUCGCCCGGAGCCCGUCCCGCAGCAGAAGGCUCCCCUUCUGAGACAAGAGACCAACAUGGCCAACUUCUCCUACAGAUUCUCCAUCUACAACAUCAACGAGGCGCUGAAUCAGGGUGAGAACGUGGACCUGGACGCUCUCAUGGCCGAUCUCUCCUCCAUCGAGCAGGAACUCAGCACCAUCAACAGCAAACCUGGCGGCGGCAGCGGCAUGGCGCGACUGGGGCUGACCGACACCAAGGUCCGACAGAAGCCUCCCGCUGGGCGCAGCGGCAGGCAGCAGCCAGCGGGGGGCAGCAGCGGGGGCAGCGGUGGGGGGGGCAGCAGUGGAGCCAGCAGCAGCAGCAGCAGCACCAGGGCGUCGCCCGCCGGCACCAUCAGAGCUCCCAGCGGCCAUCAGGGACGGCCUCCGCUGGCCUCCAACUUCAGUCUGGACGACAUCACCGCCCAGCUAGAGAAGGCGUCUCUCAGCAUGGACGAAGCGGCGCGUCAGAGCUCCUCCCACUCUCUCAGCUCCGCCUCCUCCUACACGUCAGCCACGAUGCGACGGCCCGGUUCGUGCCCGCGCCAGCACCGGCGCACGGGAUCGGUGGGCACGGUCAGCGAGCACGAGGCGCGGUCGAUCGUCCACUCCUCGCGCUCAUCCGUCACGUCGGCGUCCGGCGUCUCGGUGAACUCGGCCUCCUCCAUGGACUCGCUGGACAGCGUCCUCCGCUCCGAGUCGGACGGCCCGCAGGCCUCGGGCGAAGGAGCCGCUCAGAGUCAUCCCAGCACAGAGCACUCGUAUCUGGACAAAGAGACCUCUCUGAUUCUGAGAAACAUAGCAGGAAAACCCUCCCACCUGCUGACCAAGGAGGAGCAGGCUGCCAAGCUGAAGGCAGACAACAUCCGAGUGGCCCUGGAGAAGAUCAAGGAGGCCCAGGUGAAGAAGCUGGUGAUUCGUGUCCAUCUGUCAGACGAGAGCUCAAAGACCAUGAUGGUGGACGAGAGACAGACGGUCAGACAGGUUCUGGACAGCUUGCUGGACAAGUCUCACUGUGGUUAUAGUCCAGACUGGUCGCUGGUGGAAACCAUCUCUGAGCUGCAGAUGGAGCGGAUCUUCGAGGAUCACGAGAACCUGGUGGAGAACCUGCUCAACUGGACCAGAGACAGCCAGAACCAGCUCAUGUUCACCGAGCGCAUCGAGAAGUACGCCCUGUUCAAAAACCCCCAGAACUAUUUGUUGGGGCGUAAGGAGACGUGUGAGAUGGCCGAGAGGAACAAGGAAGCUCUGUUGGAGGAGUGUUUUGGGGGCACCUCGGUUUCUGUCCCUGAGAUGGAGGGAGUCUUGUGGCUGAAAGAGGACGGCAAGAAGUCGUGGAAGAAGCGCUACUUCCUGCUGAGGGCAUCCGGCAUCUACUACGUCCCGAAGGGCAAACCCAAGGCGUCCAGAGACCUGGUGUGUUUCCUGCAGCUGGAUCACGUUAACGUCUACCUCGGGCAGGACUACAAGAGCAAGUACAAGGCCCCGACAGACUACUGCAUGGUGCUGAAGCACCCUCAGAUCCAGAAGAAGUCCCAGUACAUCAAGUACUUGUGCUGUGAUGACAUCAGAACCCUCCAACAAUGGAUCAACAGCAUUCGCAUCGCAAAGUAUGGGAAGCAGCUGUACGUCAACUUCCAGGAAGCGAUGAGGAGAUCGGAGGCGGCUUACGAUUGGUCCUCUCUCUCCUCGUCCUCCAUCAAGUCUGGAUCCAGCUCGUCCAGCCUUCCAGAGUCCCAGUCCAACCACUCCAGCCAGGACAGCGGCGUAUCGGAGAUGACGUCGUCAGGCCACACCCGCUCCCAGAGCGUGGUCAGCUCCAUCUUCUCUGAUGCCUGGAGGAGAGGAACGCAAGGAGACGUGAUGAAGAUCGACUACGAUCAGUAAAACCAAUCACAUGAGAUCCCGACCUGUCCCCCCAGUCUCUCCGCUCUCCCAGCCCCAGACUCCCCCCUCCCGGAGCAGAUACACGGACGGCCCUGGCGCCCGUCGGACGACUCGUCCCCGUCGGCUGCCUCCCACCCGCCCCGCACGCCCAGGCCUCCUGCCACAGCGGCCCGACCUCCGCUCCUACGUCAAGAACGCUGGACCGCCUCACAGAACCAGAACCAGACUCCAGGCCCGGAGCCAGCUCCGCUACCAUCCCCCCCCAGUCCAGCAAGCCCAACUACAACACCCUCCCCGCGCCUAGCAGCUCCUCCCCUCCGUCCCCACCCGCCUCCCUCCCACCGCAGCGCGCCGGCUCCCGGCUCGGCCAUGGCCGCGUUGAAGUUCAGUGCCGAGCCUGCAUCCUCCUCCCCGCCGCCCCCCGCUGGAGGAGGAAGCCCCGGAGCCGCCCUACCUCCCCCUCCUCUACCGGAGAGUCUGGAAGCCAACGGGAUGCCGCCGCCCCCUCCUCCGGACCCUCAGCUCUCCAACUCGGGCCUGCAGCAGUUCCUGUCGCAGAAGUUUCCCAACAUGGUGUACGACUUCAGCCAGUCCGCCGACGGCACCUCUCCGCCUCCUCCCCCCCCCUGCUGAGCUCUCUCUCCCCCGGGCUCGCUGCAGGUUCUUCCGGCCCCUGUCCCCCGCGCGCGCCCCCCGCCACCUCCCAAGACAGCGGCGGGUAUUCCUCCACAGACCGCUCCCAAGCGCUCGGGUCCCUCCUCCCCCAUCGCCCUCUCGCCCGUGUCUCCGACGCUGCCCCAGACCGGACACGGCCCGUUCAAAAAAAGCAGAGCAUUCUCCACGGAACACUCCCCGAACCAGCCCCCCCCCACUCUGCCGAAGCAGCACAGCCUCUCCUCCAAGAACCUGGCCAUCUCUUCGUCUGCAUCCUCCUCUUCUGUCUCCAUCGCAGCUGCUACCUCCUCUUUGGUCAAACAGAUUGUCAAUCAGUUCCCGGGAAACGCCCGCCUCUCCUCGGCCUCCGGCUCCUCCGCUCCUCAGUCUCCUCCGCGGGUGAAGGCCAAACCCAGGUGGCAGCCGGGGGGGGUCGUGGCCCCGCAGUCCCCCGAGUUCCCCCCGCCGCCCCCCGACACGGCUCCCUGGGAGACUUCCCACCUCCGCCCUCUUCGUCGAUCCUCCUCCUCCAAGACGGGCUCCCCCAUCAAGAAGUCGCCUUCCACCUCCUCCACGAUCCGGCAAGCGCGGCCGCCCGCCCCCCAGCGGGCGUCCUCCAUCCGGGACGGCCAGGAGGAGAAGCCCAAGAAGGUGGAGAGCCUGGUGAGCAAGUUCGGCCAGCAGGGCGCUCAGACGGGGACGUCGUCGAGCUCCUCGUCGGCGACGGGCUCUCCGGCGAAAGAGUCGGCGCUCCCCGCCCCCCUCCCCAAGCCGGGGAAGCUCAACCUGUCCAACCUGCCGCUGGCGCUGCAGGGGCUGCAGAGCGGCCCGCACCCCCAGCCCCCGGACUUCCCUCGCCCCCCGCCGCCGCCUCCCCGCACUCAGCCCACUGCCCCUGACUCGUCCCCCGACUACUUCCCGCCUCCCCCCAGCGACUCGGAGCUUCCCCCUCCCCCUCCGCCGUCGGACUUCCACCAGCCCCCGAAGGUGGCGGUGGUGAACCCCAGCCCAGAUGCAGCCGUCUCCGCGUCGGCCACCUCCUCCUCCUCCUCGUCCUCGUCGUCAUGGAAACAAGGCUCGCUCAAAAAGGGGGCGGGGCCUCUGCCGACACUGAACCGGCGCAGCAACACGGCCCAGUACGACACCACCAUGUCUCUGCCCCUCUCCCCCCCGCCUCUCUCCCAGACCCGCCUCCCUCCCCUGUCCUCCUACUCCUCUCCUCCUCCUCCCCCCGUCCCCCCCACCUCCCCCAAAUCUGCCGCGGCCCCGGGCUCCCUGGCGUUCAAGCCUCACUUCCUGGAGGUGAACCGCACGCUCAAGAGGAAGUCGGUGUCGCGGCACAGCUCGCUCACCUCCUCCUCCCACCUGAUCUCCACCAAGAUGGAGCCCCACGUGGGCACCAUGGACGACAUGGCGCUGCUGCCGCCGCCGCCCCCCGAGCUCCUGCUGCAGCAGCAGCAGCAGCAGGGCACCAGGGGACACUCCCAGACUCUGUCCCGCCACCACACGCACAUCCACUCCACCAAACACGCCAACAUCUCAGGCUAUGCAACGUUGCGGCGGCCGCCUCCCGCGCCCCCCAAACGGGACCAAAGCACCAAACUGACCAGUGACUGGUAG